UACAGAGAAGAAGAAGAAGAAAAAGCAGAAAGUGGACACGAAAGAAAUGCACAAAGUGAAGGAGUACGAGAACUUGAAGCGAGAGCUUGAAAAUGGUGAGCUCACUCAAAAAGGCUUUGAUGUCAAAGUAAAAAAGCUCCUGGUGGCAGAAGAAACAGGUGCAGCAGAGGCCUUUGGCAAAGCCAAAAAGCUACUGCAGCCUGAAGUUUAAAAAAAAAGCAGUUUCCUCUUUGUGAGAAACUUUUGGACCAUGGGAAAUCUUUAGUGAAGAUAAGAAUGGCUCCCAUGGAGUGGAAGCCUAGAAUUCAGAAAAGGUCUGGACGCUACCAAAAAUUAACAAUGGAGGAAACUCCUCCCCGACUCAUUCUAAAAGGCCAUGAAACAUAUGAUGACCUGGUCAACACAGGCAAAAAUAGUUUCAGGCCAGAUGAAAUUGAAGGGAGUGAGUUCACCCUCUGCCAUGUUGAUGGGACCAGGUGGACCAAAGAGGACUUCCACCAAGAAUUUCAAACUGUGACAGAUAUUACAACUCCAUGGAAAAGGACCUUGUAUAUUGGCCGGAGAGAUAUAGAAGUCGUGUGUUUAGGAGAUGGAAGUUGCACCUCAGAUGAAAUCCCUGAAACUGGAGUGAAUGAUUGUGAAAGUGGUGAUUUAGAUGAAAUCCCUGAAACUGGUGUGGCUCAGGAUAAGGAUUUCCAUCCUGAACCGCCAAGCUCUGAAGAGUUCCGAUCAGUGAGGGCAAGAAAAAAAAGCCAAUCACAGGUAGUAGGGUCAUCUACAGGUGGAGCUGUAGGCAGAGCAGCCCCAGGUGAAAAGACAGCAGUGGAGGGAGAUGCAGUUAGUGGACAUGGGAUGAAUCACCCUGAAUCAUCCCUGACCCUGGCUCCCAAUUUACCAUCAUUGUAUCUGCCACGUGUUCCAUAUGUGGACAGGACAAUGAUAAAAUAUAAUGAGGAUGAUCCACUGGGGGAAGGAACCUUAGGUAAGGUUUAUAGAGGCUCCUUUCAGGGUACUCCAGCAGCAGUAAAGAAGAUCGCACUCAGCUCUGGAGGAACAGACAGCAGAGACAUACAACACGAGAUAAACGUGUCCCUGAGGCUGUCUCAUCCCAACAUUGUCAGGCUUAUGGCAGUAGCCCGCACGGAGUCCUGCUAUUUGUUGGCGACAGAGUAUGUACAUGGAGCAAGCCUGGAAUAAGGGAGCCGGAUCCUCCCCUGGUGCUCGAGGGGGAUGAUGGCAGCUUCGUUGCAUUGGACCUGUCAAUGGCCGUAGAGUACAUUCAUAAUCAAAGGAUAAUUCACCAAGAUAUAAAGCCAGCAAAUGUCAUGGUCCACCACCCAUCCAAGAAGGCUGUCCUUACAGACUGGGGCCUGGCUAAUAUCCGAGACACGGUGAUGCUGCGUAAAGGCAGACGAUUUACAACAGAGGCUGUUGGGCCAACUGGUGGGACAUAUCUUUACAAGGCCCCCGAAUGUCUUUUGAACUUUGAACAGGCCUCCUGGCAGACCGACAUGUGGUCCCUGGGAGUCACAUUUCUCGAGCUGCUCACAGGGUCUGUUCCGUGGGUGGUGAAGAAGCAGCGAGAACUCGCUGCACUAUUGGCCAUUAAGACCCCACCACAUACUCUCGCACAUCUGGGUGAGAGGUACAGGUACCUGUCUGGCUUGGUGGACUAUGACGCCUCCUCAAGGCCAACAGCAUCCGAUGUGGUCCAGUUAAUAAGGUCAGGACUUGACCUUUCCAGCCGAUAUGGCUUUCGUUGGUAGUUAUCCAAAAAAGUGAUUUCGGUUGAUCCAUUGUUACCCACGUUCUUGUAUAUAUUUUUCUUGUGUUCUAUUUUAAGUCAAAAGGUAAAAUUUAAUUUUUCAUUUUCAAUUAAAUGUAAAUAAUAAAGAUGUUCUCAGUCUACAGUUAAUUUCCCAAAAAUGUGAUUUCCGGUGAUCCAUUGUAACCCACGUUUUUGUAUACAUUUUUUUGUGUUCUGCUUUAAAUCAAGGUCAAAUUUCAUUUUUCAUUAACAAUGCAUUUCUAA
Molecule: messenger RNA, 2032 nt
Organism: Notolabrus celidotus (New Zealand spotty)
Lineage: Eukaryota; Metazoa; Chordata; Actinopteri; Labriformes; Labridae
Exons: 14
Coding region: 277-1197 (306 amino acids)
Biological process (GO): protein phosphorylation
Molecular function (GO): protein kinase activity; ATP binding
Source: RefSeq, a predicted model, not a curated record